ACUCUUACCUUCAAUCUUCGUUUCAUUGAUCUCUUUCCUAUACAUUUCCGUGUGUUUUUCUUCAAUCAAAGAUGAGACCAGAAACUCUCGAGGUUAUUCAGGCACAGCUCACAGCUAUGAAGGCGGUUCAGGAAACUAAAGACGACGAAGAAGUAAAAAAAAUCAUGGAUGAGUACAUGUUCUGUUUUAGAAACUGUUACACUGAGGCUGAAAUUGUGAAUCACAUCACCCAGAAGAUUCCUUCUUCAGUACCUGCGGAAGUGAGAAAUUUCUGUCAGGGGUUUAUAGCCGUGAUCGAUAAAGAUUUAAGAGACGUGUAUCUCAAGGAUGCUGAAGAUUGUGCUAGUGAAAGAAUGAGUCAGGCUCGUGAUACUUCUGAGGAAGCUAAGAGAAGUCAAGGUGAGGCCAGUACAUCUCACAAAUGUGGACCUAACUGCGACAAAUAAGACUCUUUUUUUUUGUUGUGUCCCUCCUAUACUAGGAUCAAAGUAUACGUUUUCUAAAUUUCUAUACAACAAAUAAGAGUGGUUUUUGUGUUACUAUACAACAAAAUCCACGUACGUUUAUGUUUCCCUUUGUUUAGAGGAGUUGUAGUACUCCCUUUAAUUCUCUUUGUUUAGGAGUUGGUCUUUGUGAUUCCAAAAUAAUAAACAAAUAGUAUAAUGAAAUACGAGAAAUAAAUUUGAUCAUCUUUU
Arabidopsis arenosa is the source of this 695-nucleotide messenger RNA. Lineage: Eukaryota; Viridiplantae; Streptophyta; Magnoliopsida; Brassicales; Brassicaceae. The record is from the annotation of a GenBank genome assembly.